Magallana angulata is the source of this 3149-nucleotide messenger RNA. RefSeq lists its product as uncharacterized. Gene Ontology annotation, biological process: G protein-coupled receptor signaling pathway. The record is from RefSeq and is a predicted model, not a curated record. Gene Ontology annotation, molecular function: G protein-coupled receptor activity. Bases 263 to 1795 code for a protein of 510 amino acids. Gene Ontology annotation, cellular component: membrane. NCBI's taxonomy places the organism in Eukaryota, Metazoa, Mollusca, Bivalvia, Ostreida, Ostreidae. The transcript is spliced from 2 exons.
UUAGUGUCAAUCUGUGUCAAACUUAAAUACGUAUAUUUUGUUCAUUUAAAUGAACUAUCGAUACAAGGUUUAGAGAUUAUAACCGGCCGUUCCCUCUAAGUUGCAACCUUUCCCAUUUAGGAGAAUCCUACUGUGGUCUCUUUGUAUCUAUUUCUGACAGGAGAGCUGGUUUGUGUAUAAUGCUAAUGUGUCCUUUCAUUUACAGACAGUGUUGUGCGGACUCAAGCGAAAAAAUGUGAAACGAAUAGACAAAGCAGGCAGGAUGCACAAUUUCAGUAAGGAGGUCCAGAGACUGAACGACGAAGCCGUGGAGACCCUCAUUCCCGCCAUUGUCUUCAUCGUACUUCUCAUGGUCAUAGGCGUCAUCGGAAACCCCAUCGUGGUCUAUUUCUAUGGCUUCAAACUGAAGCCGACUCCAUCGUACUUGUUCAUAGUGGCUCUGGCGGUGUUCGAUUUUCUUGUUUGCACUGUUUCCAUGCCCCUGGAGCUCGUCGAUCUGAUUCGUUUUUAUACUUUUGAAAGCACAGAGGCUUGCAAACUUUUACGAUUUAUCAACUAUCUUAUUGCUAUAUCUAGUGGAUGCAUUCUGAUAGCAAUUGCCGUCGAUCGUUACAGAAAAAUAUGCAGGCCGUUCGAAUCUCAGAUCACCAUGAAAAUGGCCAAGAUAAUAAUACCGUGCGUGUUAUUCGGAUCUGUGUGCAUUUCCUGGCCUAGCUUUGUAUUUUACUCCGUUGUGGAGGUUAACCUGACAGAAAUUAGCGGAGCAAUAGGACAGGACUGUACGACAAUUCGGGACGAAUCUUACAAGUUUUACAUAACUCUAUACAAUGGCAUUUUAUUUCUUUGCUUUGUCACGGCCAUCACAUCGUUAACUGUCCUAUACUGUCUUGUUGGGAGACAGAUUUUUAACUUGAGAAGUUUUCGAUUUUAUGCGCAACGGAAAAAAGUGAAGUCGGCCAAGCGACCAAGAAGCAGCACAACGCAAUACACAGAUGAAACAAGGGUAGCUGGAUCCUUUUUGUCAAAAUCAACAGACAUUGGUGAUUAUGACGAAAUAACCUUGCCGCCCAGUAGAGGGAGCAGUAGACCGACAACUGCAACCGGUAUAGCUUUUAUAACGAGUAAAGUGGCGCCAUCACCGGAAAGGUUCGAGAUGGACGUUCCCAAAACCAACAACGGAAAUCUUCGCAUUUCCAAAAGUCUUCACAACGCUUUAAAAAUGGACGAAGUGUCAGUUCCCACUAGAUCGAACUCUGCGUUAUCAGGAAGAACCCGGUAUGAUUUCGAUGAUAACGCAAGAAAUGGAUUGGCUCGAACAAACGAGCUGUUGAGACAUAUCCAAGUUCGCGAAUCAACAAGAGUGUCAUUUGCUGACGAAGAUACGCCAAGGAGUAUUGCAACAACAGUAGAAAGUGGAGCAACAAGAGAUGCGCAUGGCACCGCUAGUAUAGAUCAGAAAAAGUUACAUGCUCAAAACGUUAACACAAAGAAGUACACAAUCGUCAUGCUUUCUAUUACGGCUGCUUUCGUCAUCAGUUUCUUGCCCUAUUUAAUUCUGAUGACUUGGAGGACACUCUCAAAAGAGUAUGAACCGAAUCUCUUUUCCAAGUCGGAAAUGGUAGCUUUUCAAAUUUUCAUUCGAUCGUUUCUGAUAAACAGUGCGGCUAACCCUCUAAUAUACGGCUUUCUUAAUACUGAGUUCCGGAACUUUGUGAUAGCAUGUAUUUGUUGCCGAAAGUAUGUAGGACCACCAGGGUCCCGAGGAGAGACAAGUGGCCAUUCUAGGUCCUCGUGAUUUGCAUAAAAACUGUUUUUUAUAGAUAGUACUAAAACAUUUUGAAUAUAGCAAUUUUUUAUUCGCUCAAUAUAGAAGUUUUAUUGAGUUUGAUACUUUUGUUGUCUUGUUAGUAUUUAAUUUAAAAUAAUUUGAUGUAAAUAGGUUAUAAAUGCACUUUUUUAGCUUGUGAUAGCAUAUUUCUUUUACAAAAUUGUCGAUUUAUUUAAUCAAUUAAAUUGUUAAAUGUUAAUUUCAUUAUAGUUAAAUAAAAAUCGUUUAAGUUUUUAAUUUUAACUAAAAGAAAGCCAAAAAAAAAAAACCAAACAAACAAAAAACAUUUCUUUGUAGAAGCAUCAAUAUUUAUAAACAUACGAAUGAAUUACAAAAGUGUCCAUACUUUCGAAAUUGAUAACUGAGUUUUUGGUUUGUUUGGUUUUUUUUUCAAAAAGCGUGCUACGAAUGCCUUGUAUGUUGAGUAUGCUCACGUUAAGAGGCGCCUCCGCAAAUAAAGGAUUUGCAAAUAAAUUUUAAUUCUGAAGCGAGAGGUCUAAUUUGUGGGAUUAGGUACGCUCAAAGACCGGAAUCCUGAUUAAUUCUUAACAAAACGAAAACCUGUGACAAAAGCUAGAGGAUUUGUUUUCCUUUUUAUAAGUUUAAAGGGAGAGUUUGGUUUUAUGUAUUGUAGUUUUUCGUUACUGGUCAAAGAAUUCUUGUAUUGUAAUACAUAGUUAGAUAUUUGUAUAUAUAGGCAUGCUAGAUAUGUGAUAUAAUUCAUGGAAUUCUUUAUAAACUAAAGAAAAAUUCAAAAAGUACCGGUUUUCUUUGUUUUUGAAAUCAUUAAUUUGGAAAACGAGGGAGAUUUGUCAAUUACGAAAAAAGUGAAGAUUAAAAAAAGUUUAAAAAGUUAUUAUGUUUAUAUAGAAAGGAAUCCAUUACUUAGCUUUUAUAUCAGUUUCUUUACAUCUUUGCCUGAAAAUCAAAAUUAAUUUUUAACAAUGGAUCAAUGAAUUUUUCAACAUUUUUGUUGACAUGAGUAAUCAGUACCGCUUUAAAAUUAACGAGAGCAAACUUCCAUUCUGAACUUAAAAUUUCGUUUUUAUACUGGUAUUUUUUUUGUCCCUGGAGUCUAUUGGUAGAAAAUGAUUGAUUGAAUGGACUGUGUUCAUUAACAUUGUAUGAUAAUUCAUUUAAGUAUUUUUACCCUUUCUAUGUACUCCAAAUUUGGAAAGAAUAAUGUCGUAGAGCAGUAAAUAAUAAAGCUGAAUUUAUACGCUAUAAAUGAAGGCCAAAAACAAAAUCCUGUUAGAGAUACAAGAGUUAACUCCCAUUCCAUCCGACACUUUCAUAUACUACAAAUUUCUUGACUUGUACA